Molecule: messenger RNA, 3928 nt
Organism: Coregonus sp. 'balchen'
Lineage: Eukaryota; Metazoa; Chordata; Actinopteri; Salmoniformes; Salmonidae
Source: the annotation of a GenBank genome assembly
AUGUCGAUGACAACUAUGCAGAAGGUUACUCUGAUUUCCUGCUCUGUCCUCUGUGUUUCGUUAUUCCUUCCCAAAAUGCUUUUACCGAGAGGGAAGAAGGAUGUAGGGCAGCCCGAGGGUAAGGCAGCUUAUCACUGAUCCGUUCUGUUGUUGAUGUGCAGCUCGGCUUUGAUGCUUGGAAGAUAAUGCCAUAUUUUACAUAUCGUUCUAGCCAUCUACAAACCUGCCAGCAAAGCUAGAUAAUGUAUAAUACAUAACUGCAUUUAAAUAUCGAAUACUGCAUUUCAUAUAAGUCUUACUUUUUACCAAUAGCCUACCACUGUAAGUUAUAACCUACAAUAUUGUCAUCAUCAUCAGGUUGUAUGCAUCUAUUUAGUCUAGGAGGUUAUCCUCUGCGCUAUGUUCUGCUCCCCAUUGCCCUUGCCAGUUUUGUGAACUCCUACACCACUCAAAUAAAGUCAAUAAAGUCAUUGUAAUUUGUCAUGGUUUUUUUUCUUUUUCUUCCUGUUCUUCAUUGUGACCAUCUCUCUCCAUAAAUAUUAUACUGUAUCUUUCACCCGUUAUAUCUGUCAGAGGGGGCCUGUGCUGUGCUGUGCUGUGUUCAGUGCUGUGUUGUGUUCAGUGCUGUGUUCAGUAAACUGUAAGUUGAUUAACCCGUCAUUCAUAUCAAACAUCUAUACUGGGCAAUAUUCCACUUGAAUACCAUUGAAUGCUGCAGGCUUCUUCCCAGUGUGUUGAUCAGUGCUCUCUGCUCUCAUUCCUAGUUGGUCCUGGGUAUUAUCCUCCCAUGAUGCAUCGCCUACAGAUGCCAGAGGAGGGCCUUGGACAGUGGAUGGAGGGGACUCAUGACUCUGGGCCCCACAGCCCUGAGGUCCUGGCUAAAGUCAAAGGCAUGGGCACACUUCAGAUCCGAGGAGCCACUAAAUCCAAUCUGAUCAGCCAGGUCAUUCCCAUCUAUGGAUUUGGAAUCCUACUCUACAUCCUCUUCAUCAUAUUCAAGGUAAGCUACACUACGUCCAUCCACCCUAGACUGGCUCAGUCAAAUGGAUAGGAAAACGAUUUAGAGGGGGUGUUAUCAUACAUGCAGGCAGGAAUGUAGAAGAUGUAGGCUUUAUUACAGUUUUUAACAGCAUCCAUGUAAUACCUGUACUGGCUAGUAGUCCAGUGCAUCCAGUAAUUGCAUUAUUGUAUUCACAGAUGACAACUAGGCCUAAAGGAAAAAGUACUAAACCGGUAUGCCGAUUUCCUACAAUGUCAUCUGAAGCUUGGCAGAAGAAGAGGAGUAAGUAGACAGCAUCACAUCAUUAAUACCUAAGCCAUUGUGAAUGACACGAUUAUGUAUAUGAUGUGCCUUUUAUCUCAUAGCGCAGUUGAAAAGAGUCCCACGCACCUGACCUCCCUAACACACACCAUUUAGGUCCUAUAGUCUGUGAUGACUCACCCUGAUGAAAGACUAAUGCAGGAUAUAGCACACCCUGCGAGGAGAAAUGUGUCAUCUGACAAAUGAGUUCCUCUCUAACAGUCACCUCUUUCAUGACUUUGAGGGCUUAUUUUCAAUCAACUUCCUUCUUGUUUCAUUGUUUUGAUCAUCCCACUUGUCAGGGCUCCUGCAGAAUGUAUCAGUAGCUCCAAUUUAAGCAACUCCAUGAUAAGGUAGAUUAGGAUCCUGUCCAAUUCGCAGGGAGCUUUGUUCCCUGCCUUUGUUAGACCUGGAUUAGCAAUCAUAAGUAAUGUUUUUUCAGCCCAGCAGGGUCUAAUACCAAUUAACUGCAUGUCUUUUGGAUCAGCACUAAGAGGUUUAGUUCCAUUCAUCAAAUGGAUGCCAAGGGGGUAGGGGUGGGGACAAUUUGACAGGGACAAGCAUAGAAAUCUAUACAUGUCCUAUGUGUCAAUGCCACUCUCACCUUCCAAAAUUAGGAAACAUUGAGUCACAAUAGUUGAUUCAAAAGAAUCCUGAGUAUUGAUCGUGUAGUACUGAAAGAGCAGAGUGAAUGUUGAAUCUCAAGGCUUUCUGCAACAUUGGAAAGCAACCCUUGUUUCCCUCCCAGCAGAUGAUGAGCUGGCCCAGCUUCAAGAGAAGCUGCUGGAGACAGAGAAGGUGAUGGAGAGGAUCGUCUCCAGAAGGAGCAGCACUCCUGACAGGUAAACGGCCCAUAUUUCCAUUUACACACUACUUCUCAGUUCAAAGAAGAGCCAAAGAAAUGACGCCAUUUCAGGGAUAUGUGGAUGCCACAUAAAAAUGAAAGGGCAAAUUCUUUGAUUAACUUUCCCACCUUCAGGCAUUCCUUUGCUCAUGUGCCAUUUCAGUUUUUUGGGCAGAUCCAACCAUUAAAACAUGACAAUCUUUAUUGGUUCGCACCUUACCCACCAUGCAAGUGUAAAUUUUGUACUUCAUGAAGAUUGUACUUCAUUGUAGAUUUGUUGCAACUUGAAGGAAAGCAUGUACAUUUAAAAGCCUCCUGUAUUAUACAGAGAUUGGGGCCACAGAUAACUAACAAUAUUCACUCUGAUCUUGCUUAAUAAGGGGUAUAUUAGAUCAAUAACAGUCAAUUAGUGGUUCUCAGCUGUUAACUUCCCAUUUUUCACCUCUGCACAAUAACUUCUUAAUAUUGCUCAUCCUAGAGGCAGUGUUUAGCUAUUCCAUUAAAAUGUGUUUGUGACUUAACAUUUGUAAUCUGUGAAAGUGUUGCAGGAAGGCAUAAAAGGUUAUCAUGAGCAAAGUGGAAAUGAAUAAUCUCCAGGCUAUAGAUAAAGAUUGAUCAGAUUGGAAGCACUGUGGUAUGAAUGGGAGAAGAACCACAUUGGUAUUGAGGCCCAUUUCCCCCCCCUCCUCUCUGCUGCUCUCUGGUGGCAUGCAGCAGGACUAGCAGCAAGGUUAGAAGAGCAUCCAAGCAGGAGGAGAAGUUACUACGGAAGCUGAGUAAGAUCAGCCGGGUGAUGCAGGAGGUACGACUGAUGGAGGGGGCCACACCUGAGAUGGAGGCUGAGAUGGUGCCCUACGCUGCUGACUGGGAGGGUAGGUUAACACAACAGGCUCCUCUCUGUCACUCACCACACAGACAAUAACAACAUUCACAUGACGCUUUGAGUACUAUUUACUAUUUUCUUCUGUAGAAUUAUGACAGAGGUUAAGUGGAAAAGGUAAGUUAGCAAAAACGUUGGACUGUCUGAGACAGUUGAUAUUCUGAUUGUCCCCUCUGGUAGUGUGUGUCCCUGUCAUUCCAUGUUUGUGUGUAUCUCUCCAGGCUACCCUGAGGAGACCUACCCCCGGUAUGAGGAGCCCGGUGGCAGGCGCAGUGGCAAUUAUGAUCCCAUCACCAUCCUGGAGGAGCCUGCUGCUGACUCAGAGAUACUCACUGCUGAGGCCCUGGCUGAGGAGGUGGUGGAUGAGGAGGAGGAGGUAGAAGAAGAGGAGGCGGAGGAGGAGGAGGAGCAGCAGCUCUGUCUGCCCCCACCUCCUGAAGGAGGAAUUGAAGAAAAGGGUAGUAGUCCCAGCAGAGUAAAAAAGCAAAUCAGAUUCAGCGACCACAAAGAUGUGUUUCACUACCCUAAGCAGGAUACGGUCUAUGAAUAUAGGUAUGAAGAGGUGAAAGAGGAGGAAGAAGAGGAGGAGGAGGAAGAAGAGGAGGAGGAGGAGGAAGUAGAGGAGAUGGAGGAGGAGGAGGAGGAAGAAGAAGAGGAGGAGCAAGUGGAUGAGACAGAGGAAGAGGAAGUAGUAGGUGAUGAAGAAGACCCACUGAUGGAGGCCGAGGCUCUCAGUUUUAGUUGUGACGUCUGUAGUAAUCCAGAAGCAGAAGAAGAGAUGGAAGAAGAAGAGUACCUUCUACUGUCUCAGUCUGAAGAGACAGAUAGCUUCACCCCACCAGAUAUGGCUGGGGAGCUGGGGAUGGGGAGUUUUCUCAGGAUGAGGAACAGGAGAGAGACAUAG